AUGGCCAAAAGAUCCUGGAAUUUUCGAGGACAAGCCUUGUCUUUCGCCCAAAUCCUCACAGUUGUUUGCCCCGCGUAUGUCCUCUUUGGAUACAAUCAAUCUGGACUUGGAAGCCUCACAUCAUUAUCCGACUGGGUGAAACACUUUCCUGAAAUCGACACUGCCAAUACCACUGGGGCCCAGAAAAGCCACAAUGCAACGAUCCAAGGAGUUGUUAUUGCGACUUUCACAUUGGGUGCAUUACCAGGUUGUCUAUCCUGCUCAUACACCGCAGACAAAUUCGGUCGACGCCCGGUCAUAUUCAUGGGUGGACUUCUGGCUUUGAUCGGCCAAGUAUUGGAAGCAUCCGCUUUCCAACUGGCCCAGCUGAUUAUUGGUCGAACGAUUGUCGGGGUUGGUAUUGGCAUGCUGAGUGGCACGCUCAAAAAUCGUGGAAAACAUGUUGUGUUGGAUGGGCUUUUCAUUGCCCUUGGAUACAUGUUGCAAGCUUGGAUCAACCUUGGCUUUUACCAGUACAAAAUCGGCCCCGUGACCUGGCGCGCUCCUACCGCAAUCCCUAUUGCAUUUGAGGUUCUCCUGAUGGUUUCCAUCAUUUUCUUGCCUGAGUCUCCUCGGUGGCUAGCUCAACAAGGUCGCGUCGAAGAGGCAAGGGCAUCGCUUGCUUCUUUCAGACACGCCAAUGAAGAUGCGGCCGCGAUCACAGCAGAGCUUGCAGCCAUCGAAAGCUCUCUUGAGGAGACAGCCCAUAGCGCUUCAUCCCUCAAAGACCUGCUCACAAUGGGAGAAGAACGCCUGCUAUAUCGUUUCGGCAUAUGCAUCUUGUUGCAGUUCUUCCAACAAAUGUCUGGUGGCAAUCUUAUAUCAGUAUAUUCCACAACGAUAUUUGAUUCAGGAUUGUCUCUUGAUGCACAAACAUCCCGCCUUCUCUCCGGUGGUGUUCUAACUUGGAAGUUUUUAUCCUGCUUUGUCUCCUUCUUCACGAUUGACAGGUUUGGCCGUCGAUUUGCACUGAUUGUGAGCGGCACCGGCAUGGCUACCUGUAUGCUAGGUCUAGGAGUGGCAACCUCCUUUCCUAACUCAAACUAUACCGCCCAAAUAUUCAGUGUUCUUUUCGUUUUUCUUUUCAACUUUUUCAUUCCAAUCGGAUUCUUAGGGGCAAAUUUCCUUUACUGCACGGAGGUUGCUCCCACUCGGCUUCGUGUUGCUAUGUCCAGUAUAUCGACUGCAAAUCACUGGCUUUGGAACUUUGUGGUUACUAUGAUAACACCUGUCGCAAUUGAUACUAUCGGAUACAAGUACUAUAUUGUUUUUACUUGCAUUGGAUUCUGUAUCCCUCUAUCCAUUCAUUUCCUAUAUCCGGAGACCAUGGGACGUACACUUGAAGAUAUCGAUUUAAUAUUCCGAGAAAGUCCAUCUAUUUGGGCCACUGUUAGCUAUGCCAAGCAGAACUCCGGGAAUGAUCUGCUCGGUACUGAAGAUGAAAAAGAAGGAUGCGGUCACGAGGAAAAAAUUGAAACAGCUAUGAACGACCGUGUCAGUGAUUGA
Penicillium cosmopolitanum is the source of this 1545-nucleotide messenger RNA. RefSeq names its product Major facilitator superfamily domain general substrate transporter. The record is from RefSeq and is a predicted model, not a curated record. Gene Ontology annotation, molecular function: carbohydrate:proton symporter activity. Gene Ontology annotation, cellular component: membrane. The transcript is spliced from 4 exons. Bases 1 to 1545 code for a protein of 514 amino acids. Lineage: Eukaryota; Fungi; Ascomycota; Eurotiomycetes; Eurotiales; Aspergillaceae. Gene Ontology annotation, biological process: carbohydrate transport; transmembrane transport.